Molecule: messenger RNA, 1911 nt
Organism: Gadus macrocephalus (Pacific cod)
Lineage: Eukaryota; Metazoa; Chordata; Actinopteri; Gadiformes; Gadidae
Gene: rhbdd2
Product: rhomboid domain containing 2
Exons: 1
Coding region: 280-1236 (318 amino acids)
Cellular component (GO): membrane
Molecular function (GO): serine-type endopeptidase activity
Source: RefSeq, a predicted model, not a curated record
GAUUUAAAUGAAGAACACGGUCGAAGACGAAUUGUUUUCUUCCGCUUUCUGUUUGUAAAUGGGUCGAUCGUGUCCAUCGUUUGCAGUUCAAUCUAUCAAGUAUGUGUGAGAACACUACUUUGAAAGCUAAGCCACACAGAAAUAUCAUUUAAAUGAAUAUAGUCUGUUGCUUUUCAACUUCCGACUUCUGCCUGAAAGGGAUACUUUUGUGAAACAUCCGUGGGAGCUUUAUUUACUGGAUAUUGUUUAUCUUACGGUAACUCAAUCAUAAGUCUCAAAAUGAUUUUACAGACUCUCAAAGAUGCAAUGCCUGAAGUCACAAGCGGGAUACUUGUGGUGGUCUUUUUAUCGUGCCUCUUAUUUACCUUCAAACAAUAUUUCAUUUUAACUGAGGCCGUCUUUAGUGUGGGUGCCAAUGUUUUUCUGAAUGGAGAGGUGCACAGGGUCUUCCUUUACCCUUUCUAUCACAGGACAUCUGUCCAGCUUCUUCUUAACAUUGGAGUACUGAUGCUGCUCUGUGGCAGUUUCGAAAAAGGCGUGGGAACUGUUCGAUUCCUGUUUUUGUUCGUAACUCUAUCGACGUGCACGGGGCUGUGCUAUGCCCUGCUGGAUCUCUUCCUACACGAUACGACCCAGAACCCUGCUGAGGGCUUGGUGCCAAUAGCUCUGGCCCUCGUUGCUGUGACCACCAUGCACACUCGUAUGGCCAAAGGUUUCUUCUGUGGUGUCAGCAUACCUACAAUGAGUCUCCCCUGGGUUUUUCUCAUAGUCGCAUUCUUAUUUAUUCCCCACACUGUGCUCCCCUGCAACAUCAUUGCCAUUCUGAUCGGAUGGGUGUACGGUAAGGGAUGGCUUUCCGUACUGGACAUGUCGGAGGCCAGAGCAUCGGUCUUGGAGAAGUCGGCGCCUUUCAAGUUUCUAAAGAACAUUCCUGGGGUCCGUCACGUCCCCGUGUCCCCUGAGGAGCGGCGGAAGACGCUCCUUCCUGAAUUCAACCCAACACCCGGGUCGUACCCGGUCCAAGCCUACGCUCCGAUGUCCAGUGCCGUUGCCAUGGGUACCACCGCUCCCCAGAUGUACUACGAAGGGUGGCCCAAUGCUCCCGGUGCCGCUGUGAAUGGGUCAUCUUCAACCCCUCAAGGACUCGGGUCUGAGUUCCCUGGGGGACACACUACAACUCAAAGCUACAACCAUAGCCAUGAUCACAGUACAUGCCAUGGCCAUGGGCAUCAGUAGUCACUAGCUCUAGCAGUAGCACAUUGGACCUGCGCAAUUAUGUUGACAUGCACAACACAUCCAAGUCAGUGCUACACAUUGUUUCUAAUUAGUAUUAGUAUUUUGUCUGGCUUGCUUCAGUAACAUUACAGACCAUAUUGAAGAUUAUUUUAUAUUGCAAAUGUUUUUCCUUUUUUUUUUUUACCUGGAUUACAUUUACAAUGGGGAUAUCUUUUUUUUUUUAUUGGAGUAGACAUGUCAAACUUAACAUGCAUUCCAAGACUUGCAGUCGUUCAAUGCAUGUAAUCCAUCUCUGCUCUACAAAGUUGUUUCCAAAAUAUUAUUGAAGACAAAUUGUUUACAAAAUGUUUUCAUUUAUUAAUUCACAAAGACAUCAAACCAAGCUGUAUGUCAGGUAACUUCUGACAUGUCCUCUAAUUUGUAAAUUCGAUACCAGUGCUUGACAUGCAUAAAUUCCAUACAUUUUCAGUCUUCCCAGGAAUCUCCAUAGGCGUUCUUCUUGACUGGAAGAGAAGAAGAAUUGGCUAUCAAAUACCAUUUAUCAGUCAGAGCCAAACAUAUGAUAGAUUUGACCCAAUGGUUACCUUUCGACAAUCGUGAUUCCUGAAUAAUCAAAAGUAUACUAUCUGUCAGUGUUUAUACAUUUUGAAAAUAAAUUGAUCAAAUUAGGAAGAA